AUGAAUGCCAACUCGGCGUCUGUCAUCAGUGAGGAUGAAAUCAAGGAUCUUGUGGCCAGACUGGAGGCCAAACUCCGAAAUAGCGAUCCAGAAACCCGUGUCACACCCCGAGAACUUGCGGCCUACAAGCGCAACUUCGAUGCCCGAGUUGAACGCAGAACGAGAGGUCAGGAUUAUCUCGACGACGCCAAAGCGAACAUGGAAGACCGCCUUGACGCGAUGAGAGCUAUUCACAACACCAUCGAUACCCACGAGGACUUCAUCCCCAUGUACAAGUCCGACAAACGCACCCUACGAUCUGCGCGUUUACGCGAGAAGCGAGAUGUGCUCUACUCGCUUCUGCAGUCUGUGGGUGGUGAUGGACUAAAGUACCUGGGUUGGUGGUCUCAUGAAACCACAUUGCCAUACGAAGAGGAAACCUGGGCUGGAAAUCCCACGCAGAGAGAUUUGGCUCUCAAGCGCGACGGCUUCAGAUGCGUUCUGACCCUCAAGCAGAUCUACCAAGUUUGUCGCAUUGUCCCUGCCUGGAGCCUCUCCCGGCGACUCGAAAUCCAGUACAAGGUUCUGGGACCCCUUCGAGCCAUCUUGGGCGACGACUUUCACGGCAAACUGUGCGCUUUGCUGGAACCUGGCGCACAUGAUCUCCUUGACUCGCCUGCCAACAUGGUCACGAUGAGCCCUUCCUUGCGCAAGAUGUGGAACGAAGGCAAAUUCGGUCUUGAACCCCUACGCUACGUGGACAAAUGGGUCGCGAUGAAGCCGGGCAAAGAAAGCAACUUGGGAAGAGCCGCAGGCAGCAGCAAGGACACCAAGGAGUCGAAGGAGACGAAGGAUACCAAGAAUACCAAGGACGGCAGGCACGCGGGCAAACUGAAGCAAAUCUACGGACUGGAAACUGGCUCCCAUUGGUUGAAGAAAACCAACCUGGGAGGUAUCAAUGACAGCCCUGACGCAACAGACGCCGACCCUCGCGAAAUGUGGGAAGCGCAAGAUCACGAUGAGGAGUUCUUCGCCGAUAAUGGCACCGCUCUUGACGAUGGCCAGAUUGUUACAAUCUGGGCCGAAGACAAAAGUCUACUUCCCAAUUGGGACCUACUCGCUAUCCAGUGGCUAGCUUCCCGUCUUCAUAGACUUUGGGGAGGUGCUGAUCUCCAUCUAUACGCCCCUCAAGAGGAGCAGGACGAGGAUACAGGUGGACGGCGACAAAUGGAUUGA
Colletotrichum chrysophilum is the source of this 1215-nucleotide messenger RNA. RefSeq lists its product as uncharacterized. The transcript has 4 exons. The record is from RefSeq and is a predicted model, not a curated record. The coding region runs from base 1 to 1215 and encodes 404 amino acids. NCBI's taxonomy places the organism in Eukaryota, Fungi, Ascomycota, Sordariomycetes, Glomerellales, Glomerellaceae.